This is a messenger RNA of Yamadazyma tenuis ATCC 10573, 945 nucleotides long. It is a transcript of the gene PHO86, whose product is annotated as Pho86p. Lineage: Eukaryota; Fungi; Ascomycota; Pichiomycetes; Serinales; Debaryomycetaceae. The record is from RefSeq and is a predicted model, not a curated record.
AUGGCGAUUCAAACAAAAAUUGAUUUGAACAAACCCGUGAAGUCGGCUCCAGACCCCAAGUUGGAGGUGGUUGCCUUGAGGCCUGAGUUCAGUGAGGCCGCUUUACUCUUGUACGGUGACUAUUUCAGACAGUGUCAGACGACCCUCACCAAAUCCAUCUUGUGGCACAAGCAGGUUGUUAGUAUCGGAUUGGGGGUGGUAUCUGCGUACUUGUACUAUAUUUUAGCAGACUACAUUGAGGUUUCAGAGCUGGUGGGCGAGUUUUUCAGUAUCGCUAUCCAUUCGGCAGAUUUGAAGGUCAACAUACUUUUCACGUCCGCUGUAAUACUUGGGUUCAUUGCUUUUGUGGGGCUCAUUUCCGUGAUGAUCUCCGAUGAGUUCAGAAUAAUUUCUGAAAAUCUCGUCAAAAAGAGCUAUGUGGAGGACGUGUUUGGGUUUGAUUUGGUCAAGUAUUCAAAGUUGGAGGGAGACUCUAAAGUGUUGAAGGAAAAGAAGAUUUUGGCCAACGGGAGCAAUUCCCAGGUGGUAUUGUUCCAGGAACAGCCCAUUGCCAUCAUCACGUUGAAGCCGAUUUAUGACAAGUCCAACGACUCACACUUGGUGAUAAAGGUGUCUGGUUUGAGUGUCAGAAGAGUGUUUAAGCCAUUGAACUUCGAGCAGAUUCUCAUUGAGUGGGCACUUUCCAGGUCUAAUGAUCUUUUGACCGAGUAUUUAAAGGCGAAGAAGGUCAAGAAGACUUCAGGGUGUAAGGUCUCGUUGUUGGUGGAUUGCUACACUUUUGACACGGAGUUUGCCAAGUUCUUGGAGUCCAAUCGCUUUAACAAGAUCGAUUCUACUUACAACUAUAAUCCCAUUGGUGAGAUCACUGCUCCAUUAAAGGGGUUGUUGAACAAGACGUUCCGUUCCGGAAGAGACACCUACGGUGUUCACAUCAUCAAGGAUUAA